Molecule: messenger RNA, 396 nt
Organism: Encephalitozoon romaleae SJ-2008
Lineage: Eukaryota; Fungi; Microsporidia; Unikaryonidae
Product: thioredoxin
Exons: 1
Coding region: 1-396 (131 amino acids)
Source: RefSeq, a predicted model, not a curated record
AUGCCAAUUAUAGUACGCGACUGCAGUGGUAUGAGCCCCGAGGAAAUAAAGGCAAAGGUAAAGGAACUCGGAAGGCCUUCCCUUUUAAAAUUCUCUUCAGAAAACUGUGGCCCAUGUGAAGAUCUGAAAGAAAAGCUUAGCCAAUACAGUACAGACCUGGAAAUCAACGUUUUCGAGAUUUGCAGAACAAGAACAGCUUCUUAUCCGUCUCUCUGGGAUGAAUUCGACAUUACUGCAUUUCCAACUGUUGUGCUUGUAGACAAGGACAUGAAAGAGCUACAAGACAAGAACGGAAGUCAGGGUGCCCUAACUAGAAUUGUUGGCUCAAACAUCAAGAAGUUUGAAGAGCUUGUCAAGGAACACAGGCACUUGUUUGGGCAAAACACUUCUCAAUAA